Setaria italica (foxtail millet) is the source of this 1335-nucleotide messenger RNA. RefSeq lists its product as uncharacterized. NCBI's taxonomy places the organism in Eukaryota, Viridiplantae, Streptophyta, Magnoliopsida, Poales, Poaceae. The record is from RefSeq and is a predicted model, not a curated record. The transcript has 5 exons. Bases 163 to 927 code for a protein of 254 amino acids.
GGAAGCAACCAUUCCUCGUCUCCUCCCUCUCCUCUCCCCUCUCACCACACCAGGCAAAUUCCCCUCUCGGCCGCCGACGACGAAGAGGAGCUCGCAGCCGUCCGCCAAGGAAUAGGAGCUCGCUGUCGCAGCCGCCCACCGAGGACCUUGGAGCCGAAAGAGAUGCAGCAGGUGCAGGACCAAGAUCCGAUGAAAACCAAUCCGAGCCCGAAUGUGUACCGAAGGGCGACGGACUACAGGAUGGGUGUUGUGUUGGUGAUCACCGAACGAAACCGCCUGGGCACCGGCUUCGUCAUCCAAGAGGCAACCCAGUUGUCGCCGCCGGCGCCGGCGCUUGUCCUCACUUGUUAUCACACGGUGCAAGCGAGCAUUGACAAAGGCGUUGGCGUGUACGUGAGGAAGCCGUUGGCGGAAGGAGGGGUGCAAGAACUGCUGGCUAAGGUGGUCAAGUACGAUGCCGUCACCGACAUGGCUCUGCUCACGGUUCCACAACUGAGAGGCACGCCCGUACUGACCUUCACCCCACCGGGCGACGCUGGUGAUUGUGCAAUUGCAGUUGGGUACUGCAACCCGGUGGGUCUCUUCAAGAGAAACGCCCGUGUGAGGCUGCCAGGGCUGUCCCCUGGAAGCAUCAGGUGGAUAGUCCCCCACGGCGAUGCCGGUGCUGUCACCCACACGAAACUGUAUCUUACCUUCGUUGCGAUGCAUGGAAUGUCCGGGGCACCUGUGGUGAGCGGGGGUGGAGUGAUCGGCAUGCUCACCCACGUCACCACUGAUGGCACAAGACUAUCAAUAGCUGUGUCGUCAGGCACAGUAAUCCAAAUCCUUAGGGGGUGGGCUGAACUCCCUGUCAAUGGGCCUAGCACUGCGCAGGAGGUGCUGAACAGCUUGCGCAUCCGCUUGGCGCUUGAUGAUGCGCAAGCGUGAUUUCUACUCCGAUCCAUCCCUCCUACUCCGGAGGAGGAGGUGCUUAACUGCUGAUGAUGCGCGAGCUCGAUUUCUACUUCUAUCCAUCCCCUAUCCAAUGACUUGUUAUUACACUCCGGAGGAGGAGGCUCAACUGAACUGUUCGGCGAGUGAUGAUGGGCCCCAGCCCCUUCUUGUUAUUUGUACGGGUUUGAUGUCAAGGGUCUUGCCGAUUUUGGGAGGGGAUAUACCGAGGCAACAUGAACAUUUAUCAUCUAUUAUCUACGUUACUUUGUUCUUUUUAACCUUGGAUCCGUGAAGGAAUUGGAAUCUAUAGGCUAAUUAUCUUGGAAUGUGGUAUUCCACAACUUUCCAAAGUUUAGAUAUAAGGCUAUCUUAAAUUCAUGGGAUGGAAGAUGGAAAUCGAUU